Molecule: messenger RNA, 3457 nt
Organism: Branchiostoma floridae (Florida lancelet)
Lineage: Eukaryota; Metazoa; Chordata; Leptocardii; Amphioxiformes; Branchiostomatidae
Exons: 4
Biological process (GO): regulation of apoptotic process
Cellular component (GO): extracellular region
Molecular function (GO): protein binding
Source: RefSeq, a predicted model, not a curated record
AUGCCAGGUCCGAUCCGAGAAAGAGUCACAGCUGCCGACAGACGCCAUUUUGAUUUUGUGCAAACCUUGCGCCGGAUUUCCGAUGAACUGACAGAAGAGGAAACAGCAGACGUGAAGUUGUUUUGUGGACAUCUGAUCCCCAGAGGCCAGGCGGAACAGCUCAGGCGGGCGGUGGACGUUUUCCAGAAACUGAUACACCUGGACAAAAUCGACCAAAAGAAUCUUGACUUCCUCGAAGAGAUCUUGGAACGAAUCGGACGACUUGAUCUGAUUCGGGACGUUCUGCGGCGGUUCCAGCCGCCUGACCGAGAGAUUCCGGAAAAUCCCGAACUGCAGCAGCAUGACCGAGAGAUUCCGGAAAAUGCCGAAUUCCAGCCGCCUGACCGAGAGAUUCCGGAGAAUCUCGAACUCCAGCCGCCUGACCGAGAGAUUCCGGAAAAUCCCGAACUCCAGCCGCCUGACCGAGAGGAUCCACAAAAUCCCGAAUUCCAGCCGCCAGACCGAGAGAUUCCGGAAAAUCCCGAAUUCCAGCCGCCUGACCGAGAGAUUCCGGAGAACCCCGAACUGCAGCCCGAAAACCCCGAACUGCGUCCGGAAAACCAAGAUCCCCAACCAAGUCAAAGUAACACCGAAGGAGCAAAUGAAGAAGGAAAUGCUACGUCGAACAUCUACGUGGUUGUGCACGGCCGAAUACGCAUGAUCCAGGAAACUCUAGAUCAUCUUAAAAAUCGCCUGGCGACACUAUCUAGCGCUAGAAGGUCACAGGUCAAGUUCAGAGGUUACAAGAAGCACAAGAGCAUCCUGGUGCACUUCUCCAUACCGCGGGAGAACACGGCGGUGCUGAGGCACAUGGCGGAUCACUCCGACCCGAGACUUGUCUACAUGGGCGUCAAGUCACUGCAGAUCGACGCUGAAGUUCCCAUCAAAGUCCAACAGGGGGCGCCGUUGUAUGAUGUCAAGAGGCAACUGCCUGUUGAUGACAUCGAGGUGGGAUGCAGUACCCGGAACAAACGCCAGAGGGCGCCCCAGAGCUGGACCCGCCUGUCUGCCCUGAACCUGUUCUCGGACGCCCUGCCGCUCCAUCUGCAGGCAGCCGCGAGUCUGGAGUACCAGGGCUUCUCCUACAGCCUGGUCCGGGCUCUGGUGCAGAAGGACCGGCUCAGAGAACAGCAGAUGAGGCAGGCCAUCCAGAACCUCAGGAACGCAGAGGUGGAUUCAAACACGCUCCGUCAGAACGCAGAGGUGGAUUCCAACACGCUCCGUCAGAAGGCAGAGGUGGAUUCCAACACGCUCCGACAGAAGGCAGAGGUGGAUUCAAACACGCUCCGUCAGAAGGCAGAGGUGGAGUCCAACACGCUCCGUCAGAAGGCAGAGGUGGAUUCCAACACGCUCCGUCAGAAGGCAGAGGUGGAUUCCAACACGCUCCGUCAGAAGGCAGAGGUGGAUUCCAACACGCUCCGUCAGAAGGCAGAGGUGGAUUCAAACACGCUCCGUCAGAAGGCAGAGGUGGAUUCCAACACGAUCAUGACUUUGCGCUCCAAGCUCAACAUCACAGAGAACAGGCUGAAGGAGGCUCUUGAGACGAUCGCAGUUCUUGAAGAAAAGCUGCAGCAGGCUCAAGAAUACGCAUAGAAAGCCGCCAAGCAAGUGACAUCCCACGUUACGGAGUACAGGGAAGAGAAGCCGCCUGGGGGCUGGUCACAGGAGUACAGGGGAGAGAAGCCGCCUGGGGGCUGGUCGGCACAUGUCGAGAGGGCUAAUAAAGCUACACAGGCACAUCUAGCGGAUAUUGUAGGUACUGCAGUGGGACCUGGAGAUGUAGGCGGCAACAAGCUUGGAGAAGAUCCGACUGUGAAGGAGGAAGACAAGCGAGAUGCAGGACAAGACUCUGAUACUGACAAUGGGAGCGAUGGAAGAGAGAAGGUUAUCGAUAUAGAAACACCCGAGCAAGAGCGACACACGGCGGAGACAGAAGGAGCGGCAGCUGGCUCUACUGGGGACAGGAAACAGGAUGUGAUCACUUUUGGCGGGAAAGGGACGGAACCAGGAAAGUUUUAUUACCCACGCGGCGUUGUGGUGUCGCCUAGCAACGAGAUAUUUGUGACCGAUGGCGGCAACAGGCGAGUCCAAGUCCACAGCACGGAAGGGGUUUACCUGCGCCACUUUCCAACAGUUCUACCGGGUACAGAGGAUAAGGACAUGGAGCCGCAUGAUGUUUGUAUGGACGGUAACGGCACGCUGUGGGUAGUGGGGCGAGCAGGGACAGCUGAGCAUGUUGUACAGUACAGCACGGACGGGACCGUCAUGUCGGGGUUUGACCUGAAGAAGGACAGUUAUGACCGCGGUAUUGCGGUGAACAUGCGCACUAACCACAUCCUGGUGACUGAUGCAGACCAACGUGCAGUUCUUGUGUUCCGUCCGGACGGCUCCCUGGUGCGGACAGUCCGGCAUCCACGGGCUGGGGAGAUGACACACCCACAGUACGUCACUGUGGACGGGGAAGGGAACAUUCUUGUGUCGGACUGGGACACUAACUGUGUCUACGUGUAUGACGAGUCCGGGAAGUUCCUGUUCCAGUUCGGAGGGGAGGGAAGGGGUGAAGGUCAGCUGAAGUGGCCCCUCGGCAUCUGUACAGACAGCUCUGGGCACAUCCUCGUGGCGGACUCUGGGAACGAGAGGGUUCAGAUCUUCACACGUCACGGAGAGUUUGUCCGUACUUUCCGUACUGGGCCUGGGUCUUACCCGGAAAGCCUGACUGUGGGACCGGAAGGGCAGCUGGUUGUGACCAAUGAUCGGAACCAUACUGUGACUAUAUAUCCCAACUAUUAGUCAAGCAGAACUUUGGAGAGGGGUUUUAUUUUGUUUCAAUACAAAAGAGUGAACUUACCAUUUUCUCAAAGCAGUCGUUUUGCCUACUUUGUGAACAGGUGGAUGGGGCGGUGAACGCUACAGGCUUCCAACGGCCUUUGACUUUUUGUUAAUAUCAGACACCAGUAAGGUCAAAGUUCAAAGUUCAAAAGGUCACAUGCUCUGAACAUUUAAGCCCUCAGUUGUCCUGAAGCAGACCAGAUGACAUGUAAAAAAUUGUUGAUAGAUCUUUUGGCAAUCCAUCUUCAUAAAAACGCGUACUAGAAGGUAUUAUAACAUUCCCCGUGACCAGAUUUUUUUUCUAUUCCACCCAAACUAGAUUGAAGAUCAACGUCACUUCAUCAUGGAUUGUUCACAAUAAGAUAAUAAAAGCUCAAAGCCAUUCUUAUCACUUGUCCAAAAGAACUUAAUACAUUCAAUCCUUUAGAUACAUUUAUGCAACUACAUUCUAGGAGAAGAUAACCCUUCAUGUGUACAAAUACAGGUAAAUACAUAAGAAAAUGUUCAGAACUUAGAAAGAAUGGUUAUACGGUAAACUCUAUAUGUUGAUUUAUCGAUAUAUUUGUACGUGGAUUAAUUCAUUUGUACC